Messenger RNA from Oncorhynchus nerka (sockeye salmon), 7018 nucleotides. It is a transcript of the gene pard3ba, whose product is annotated as par-3 family cell polarity regulator beta a. Lineage: Eukaryota; Metazoa; Chordata; Actinopteri; Salmoniformes; Salmonidae. Gene Ontology annotation, cellular component: apical junction complex; cell cortex; adherens junction. The transcript has 23 exons. Bases 420 to 4253 code for a protein of 1277 amino acids. Gene Ontology annotation, molecular function: phosphatidylinositol binding; protein binding. Gene Ontology annotation, biological process: establishment or maintenance of epithelial cell apical/basal polarity; microtubule cytoskeleton organization; intracellular protein localization. The record is from RefSeq and is a predicted model, not a curated record.
UACAUUUUUACGAUAGGACAAUAGCCAAUUUUGACUUUGUGUUUGUGGUAACUAGUGGAAACCUCCCAUGACGUGAUUUAUGUUGAUCAACUUCCCGGAUGUCAGUGAAAUGACCAACAGGUAUAGUUCAGCCGACAAAACAAUGAAGGCUACUUCGUUUAUUAAUUUGACCGAUAAUUGAGAAAAGCAAAUGUUUUUUAUUAUCGUAAAUUGUAGUUUUGAGUUGUACUUUUUAAUGCACGCGUGUCAUUUUGUCAUUGUAAAUUUGUCCAGUGACAUCUUUGCUCCGGUUUCGGUUGAGGUUUGUGCGGUAUCAAGCGCUUCGCAGCCUCUCGCAUGUGAAGGAAUCACAGAGGAAUAUACAGAUUAUCAAAGAAGGCUGUUCUUCAAAUAACUUUUUUUCGGAUUACAAGGACAACAUGAAAGUCACUGUAACUUUUGGAGCAACUGCAGUGGUCGUUCCGUGUAAAGGAGAAUGGACAGUUCGGGAGUUGGUAGACCAAGCCAACCAGAGGUAUCGAAAGAUUCUGGAACAGAAUGGGGAGGACUUCCUGGUUCGGACCCACCGCAUGGAGUACUGUGACGGGGGCAUCUUGGACCUGGAUGACCUGCUUGCUGACCUGGUGGAGGACCGAGACAAGCUGGUGGCAGUGUUCGAAGCACAGGAGCUCCAGAGGGGGGCGACAGUGAGCCCAGCAGGCAGCGGCGGAGGCUCCACGGGCCACUCCAGCCCCAGCCCGUACUCCGAUCCUGACCCCUACGCACGCCAGCCCCCCUACUUUCAGCCACCAAGAGGAGGAGAGAUAGAGGUCAACGCCUACACCCUCAAGGCCAACACCCCUCUACUGGUGAGGAGCAGCAGUGACUCUGCCCUGGCUCCGCCACUGGAAAUUGUGGCGCCUCCCCCUGAUGACCUCAAUGCCAGACCAGCCGAAACGGAUGCCAGCCAUGCACUGACCAACAGAAGAGAACCCAAAGACCGAUUGAGGCUUGACAUCCCCACUACAGCCAAGAUGAGCCGGGUCACACUCAGCCCCCUGACCGAGACGGUGGAACUCUCUGGAGAACAGGGGCCGCUGGGGAUCCACGUCGUCCCUUACUGCUCCUCACUGAGUGGACGGACCCUGGGCCUGCACAUUAAAGGUAUCGAAGCGAACAGUCGCUCCAAGAGAGAGGGCAUAUUCCGGGAGGAUGAGUGCAUCGUUCAGAUUAACGGCACUGAGCUAAUGGACAAGACAUUUGCCCAGUCACAGGAAGUGUUCCGUCAGGCCAUGUGUUCCCCUCUGGUGCGCCUGGAGAUCCUGCCGCUGGCCAACAAGCAGCGCUACGAGAAACGCCUCAUCGGGCAGCUCUUCACCGACGGUCACGACUCCAUCCCCAAAGCCAAGAGCCCCCUCAUGAUCCACCAACAAAUGGACGCUAAACCAGAAGGGAAACCAGAACAGAUCAAUCCCAAACUGGAGCCGAGACGUCCAGACCUCCAUGUCCUCCGCUCCAAGAACCCCGAUCUGCCAGCCUCUCUCACCCCGCUAGGGGAGCACCAGACUAGGCACGUCCCAGAGGAGAUGCCCCUCAGUGUGUCCCCAGCCCCGGUGGUCAGGGAUCGGGAUGGGGCCUCCCCUGCGGCGGUGGGGGGCAGCGAGAGCCCUCUGCCCCGGGGAAAGAGUCCCACGGGGCUCCCUAACCUGUCCAACCUGACCAACCAGAAGGGAGGCCGGAAGCUGAAGAUUGACCUGAAGAAAGGUACCGAGGGGCUAGGUUUCACCGUGGUGACCCGGGACUCGACGGUCCAUGGCCCGGGGCCCAUCCUAAUCAAGAACAUCCUCCCCCGGGGCGCCGCCAUCAAAGAUGGCCGCCUGCAGCCCGGCGACCGCAUCCUGGAGGUGAACAGUGUAGACAUGACUGAUCGAACUCAGGAGGAGCUGGUGGCCAUGCUGCGCAGCACCAAGCAGGGGGAGUGUGUCUCUGUGGUGGUGGUCAGACAAGAGGAUCUCUUCCUACCCAGAGAGCUGAAAGGGGAGGAGGCAAGCCCCCUGGUGCUGGAGGAUGGGCGGGAGCAGCUGAUGUUCGAGGUGCCCCUGAACGACACGGGCUCGGCCGGCCUGGGCAUCAGCCUCAAGGGCAACAAGUCCCGGGAGAAGGGCGAGGACCUGGGCAUCUUCAUCAAGUCCAUCAUUCACGGAGGGGCCGCCUACAAGGACGGCCGCCUGCGGGUCAACGACCAGCUGAUUGCGGUGAACGGCGAGGCGCUGCUAGGCCGCUCCAACCACGUCGCCAUGGAGACCCUACGCCACUCCAUGUCCUUGGAGGGCAAUGCCCGCGGCACCAUCCAAUUGGUGCUCCUCCGCCCCGCCCCCUCAUCUGGCUCCGCCCACAACACCAACGCCCAGGAGAGCCAAGAGGCGGCUAGCCACCAUGUCCUAGACGGCCCCUCCGGAACUCCGGCUCGAGCUGCAGCCCUGGUGUCCCACCACCACAGCAACGGUCCCAGCCCCAAGCCGCCCAGCCAGCCGCCCAGCCAGCCGCACAUGGUCCCCAACCACAUCUACUCCAGCUUUAGAGCUUCUCCUACGAAUGGUGGCCACGCCCAUUACGAGGAAGAGGAAAUGGAGGAGGAUUUCCCCUCGCCGCCAUCGCCUGACUCCAUGGAGGAGAUGAACGCUAAACUUCAAUACACAACACAUCCUCACCGGAGCGAGUGGAGCAAGGCCCCCAAGAUUCCUGAGGGUCACCUUCACCUGGACACACAGACAGCACAGCAACCCGGGCAGACUGACAACCCUCAGAAAAGGAACUCUAAGAGCAUGGACCUGGUGGCUGAUGAGAGCAACAUGAGAUCCCUGGCAGAGCAGAGGCCAGAGUCCUCAUCCAGGGGGAGUGACCUGGGUCCCACCUUGGGGCUAUGGAAGUCCUGCUCCUUGGAGAGUCUCCAGUCAGCCGUGUCGGAGGCCCGGCAGCUGAGCCAGCAGAGCCAGGUGCCCUUCCACCGCCCCAGGCCCCACAUGGUGCGGGGUAGGGGCUGCAACCAGAGCUUCCGCACCGCCAUCGACAAGUCCUACGAUGGGCCCUCGGAGCCGGAGGACGAUGACCUGUCAGAGCAGAGCUCAGGCCGAGACACGCCCGUCAGUGGCUCAUCCCGCCAGGACCAGAUUGAAUCAGAGGCAGGGAAGAAGAAGAAGAAGACCAAAGGGAAGAAGAAAGAGAAGAAGAGCAAAGAAAAAGUGAAGAAGAAAACCGAGGAUUCUGAGGACCAGGAGAAAAAGGCCAAGAAAAAAGGAUUUGGGCUCUUAAGGUUUGGCAAGAAAAAGGAGGAGAAGAGCAAGGUGGAGGUGAAGGCUGCCAAGCAGAAGUUGGAGGCUCUGAGCGAGGAGGAGCUGAACAAGAUUGAGGAGGGAGUGAGACACGAGCUCCGAUACAUGGAGGUGCGGGACGGCCACGUGACCCCCGACCCCCUGCCACCCGACUUAGAGGACGAUGACCAUGACCCCAACUACGCCCGUAUCAACACCUUUCGGGAGCCCCCCAAGGGCCCUUCGCCCUCCUACCUCAGCCGCACCCCUUCUCCUCAGCGAGCCCUCGGGGGACCACCCCCCGGCGGACCCUCACACAGCCGCCAGCCCUCGGCAGAAGACUUAGAGGGGCUCUAUGCCAAGGUUAACAAGCAGAGAGCCCCGCCCUCAACUUCCACGUCACAGCUUCAGCCCCCUCCGAGCGACAGUGAGCGUGUCCAGAAGCUCAGGAGAGAGCUCCAGCAGGCCCGUGCUGCGCCCGCUUACGAGGAGCUAGAGGUCAUCCGCCGCAGAGCCCUCGACCACGACCCACCACGAAUGGCCGUGAGAGGACCUGAUACCGGUCCGGCACCCCGCUAUGAGGACGUGGAGCGACAGUACGCAGCCCACGCCAGGAGAACGGAUCCGAAUGACUACCCCACCCAGUCUAGGACAGCACCCGGUUACCCCGGCCGCGACAACUACUACCCCCCUAGAGAGACCCAGCCCCACCCCUCCAGCCUGCCCCGGGUCACCUUGCCUGCUGGGCCACCGCAGGUGGACCCCAGGUACUACCAAUCCUCGCCCCACCGGGCUGCCCAGCGCCAGGAUGUGCCCCCCACACCAGGCACCCGCGCCCCCCGCUAUGAGACAGUGGGCAGGGGCGGUUACCGUGACGCCAGCCCCGAGCGCCACGGCGAUGGCUACAGGGACGGCAGGCAGCCGGACCCACGCCAGAAGAACUCUAUGAUCGGAGCGGUGUAGGUGUGAUAGCUAGAUGGACUCAGACUGGGGUUGCAGAAUUCUGGUAACUUUCCCAAAAUUCCAGAUUUCCCACAAAUCCCAGUUGGAAGAUACCCAUGUUUCUGCCUUAUUUGAUUUGAUUUAAUUUCUUCUUGAUUCCCUGGAUCUUCCAACCUGGGAUUUCUGGAAAACCUGGGAGUUUUGGAAAGAUUACGGACUACUCCAACCCUAAAUCAGACGCACUCGUUGCUUCUCUACAGCCCCCCCGUCUGAAAACAUCCCCCCUACCUCGUUUGGUGUCUCCGGAUCUGAACGAAUCGGACUGGUGUAAGUAAUAAGGCUCCCAACUAGACGCCCAAUGGGCUUGAGCCAUAGUGCUUACACCUAUCCAGGUCUUUGAGAUCUACAAACAUCAAAGCAGUAGGGAGGGGUUGCAUCCCAAAUGGCACUCUGUUCCCUAUCUAGUGCACUUCUUUUGACCAGGUCAAAAGUAGUGUACUAUGUAGGGAAUAGGGUGCCAUUUGGAAGGGGUAGUUUAAUGGACCAGGCCAUCAUCGGAACACCACUCCUCUCAGCUGCUGACAUGUUUUAGAGGCAGUGAAGGUCUUUGUGAGGUAUGUUUAGAAAUGUCUCUUUAUGCAUGUGUGGGGGUGUAAAUAAUGACUUUAGAUUCACAGGGGUCCAGAAUGACUGGAGGUAGACAUAAUGUACAGAUUGGAAAGAGACUUUUAAUUGAAUACCAGCCGAGCUCUUGCGGGGUUGCUGGCUUGCACAAACUUAAAGACAGCCCCCCCCCCCUUCAGGAAACAACAGUGAGAGGCCAGGGAUGGUCAAAUUAGGGUUUUGAGAUAACGGAAGACAAAAUGACAACUGGGCAAGAAGUUGACACUGGACAGGAAGUUGUUCCUAAGAAACGAGGUCGGAGGAACAGGAAGUGAGGAACAGGAAAUGAAGUCCACAUCGAAGCAUCUUUUCCCUCCUGCCGUCUCCCUUCCAUUUGUCUUUUAGAUGUGGGUGUUUUUGCAUUUGUUUUGAUUUGGUUGUGGCCUUUUUGCUAAAAACCUUCCAUUAACUGUUGUUUGCCUGUAACAAAAUUCUGCUGCCCAUAAUGUAUUAUUUUUUAAAGUAAAGUAUAAUGUGUGUGGUGUUUAUGAUUUAAAAUGGCUAUGUCAAAUUUGGGUUAUGUAAUCAUAAAGACACUGUUGAACAAACGAAAUGUUCUGUGUUGACCUAACUAUAUUCAUCACCACACAUGUCCCGAAUGGCACCCUAUUCCCUAUAUUCUGCACUUUUGAGCAGAACCCGUAUGGGUUGUGUCCAUAGCCUUAUGAGGCCUGGUCAAAAGUAGUGCACUAAAUAGGUGCCAUUUGGGACAGAGCCACAGUCUCCAGUGAUGAAGGCCUAAGAGAGACACUUAAACAUGUCACUCAUAUGCACCGGGAUGAUCCUUUCUCUCCAUUUAUAUCAUUUCCCUUGUGUGAUGUUCAAGAAUCACAACGCUGAUCAUGUCAUAUGGUACGUUAAUGAUGAUACAGUUUAACCUUUGUUUGUAAACGGAUGUUUUUAUAUUAUGCGGUGCAUUAAAUAUACAUUGUAAAAGAUCAUAUACAAUAUGCAAAGAUGAAUCCAUUUAUUGUUCACCAAUUUAGCCGUCUCAUUUUACAGGAUGAUGAAAUUGCGGCGUUAUGCCAAUGAUCCCGAUUAUCAAUCGCCAAUAUGAUGACUCAUCUCGCCCAAAUGAAUCAUUAAGAUUUUCAACCCAGUUUAGCCUUGCCAUUGGAGAUAAAUUAGCCCCCUACGAUAACAGAGAGGCCCAUGGUGUGUCCCAAAUGGCACCUAUUCUCUACAUAGUGCCAUGCUUUUGACCAGGGCCCAUUGGACCAGCUCAUAGGGCCCUAGUCAAAAGUAUUCCACUAUUUAGGGAAUAGGGUGCCAUUUGGGACGCAGACCCAGUCUUACUCCUGAUAAAGACUGAAUCACCCGCAACAAUUAAGACUGAGGAGAUCUCUGUGCUGAAGUGAUUACCUCCCAAAUUGCUCCCACAGAAAUGGGAGAUCUGGCUGAUUGGUGGAAUUAGAGGUUGAAAUUAGGAUAAUUAGAAUCUGUUGAGGGCUCAUUUUAUCAGUUAGUGUUUAAUUACUGCCGAGGCCAGUCGGUGUGUUUCAGACUUCAUCCCAAAUGGCACCCUAUUUCCUACAUAGUGCAUUGCUUUUGACCAGGGCCAGUAGGGCACAUUGGGGACGAUUCUGACCCGAGUUAAGCAUGCGUAAAUGGAACGUAAUUCCCUUUAAUGCACUCUCUCUGCAUAAUCUGACCUUGAAUUUAUGCAUGAUAAUAGCAUGCUGUUCACCCGCUAUUCGUUUUGGGUGGAGAUCUCAGAAAUAAAGGUGUGUUUGAGGUAUCUACAGCUGUACGGGCAAGGAAACCAUGAAUAACAUAUGUAUUGUGGCUCAUUUUCCUCAGUGAAUUAGGCUAUAAAUAGCUAUGCAGUUAUUCAAACGUUUAAUUGUGUGCCCUCAUAAUUUGCGUGGAUGAAAGUUGGAAGACCAAGCUAUAGGUUUGUAGGGCUGAACCUGCUGAGUUAAUGUAUGCACUUUAAAAUGUUUUAAUUAUAUACCCAAGAUUUUUUCAGUUUUACAAUUUGUAUCAUGUUAAAUAUUAGCCAUUAUCAGGAGUCACUGUAAGUAAUACCCACAGACAUUUAUACACUGAAUAAAAAUAUAAAUGCAACAUGUAAAUUGUUGGUCCCAUGUUUUGAGCUGAAAUAAAAGAUUCCAUAAAUGUUC